This is a messenger RNA of Mandrillus leucophaeus (drill), 531 nucleotides long. Its product is annotated as protein S100-A7-like 2. Gene Ontology annotation, cellular component: cytoplasm. Gene Ontology annotation, molecular function: calcium ion binding. The coding region runs from base 1 to 531 and encodes 176 amino acids. Lineage: Eukaryota; Metazoa; Chordata; Mammalia; Primates; Cercopithecidae. The record is from RefSeq and is a predicted model, not a curated record. The transcript is spliced from 4 exons.
AUGAGCAUCCUUCCACGUGAGAAAGUCAUGUUGGACAUAGUUGUGAUGUUUCACCAAUACAGUGGAUAUGAUGGUAUGAUUGACAUGCCAGGUCUGGUGAACUUGAUGAAGGAGAAUUUCUCCAACUUCCUCCGUGGCUGUGAAAAAAGCGACACAGAUUACUUGUGCACUGCCUUUGAGAAAAAAGAUGAGAAUAAGGAUAAGAAGAUUAAUUAUUCUGAGUUUCUUUCCUUGCUGGGGGAUGUAGCCAUAGACUACCACAAGAUAAUGCAUGGAGCGAGUCUCAGACGUUGGAAAGCAAGCCAGGCAACUGGCGCUCUUUCCUGCAGCUUACUGGACACAGGAGCUGCGGAGCUGCUGAAGGACUUACUCAACCUAUGUGACAAAUACACCCAAGAUUCAGAUGCCGUGUUGCUAAGGAAUCAUGCCAUCAGUCCCAUGGCCAGAAGUCCUGUUCUGAAGGUUAUGGAUGACCCAACCCCAUCUCAGCCCAGCCCAGCCCGUGGGCUCUCCACCCAGGCCCUGGUUUAG